Messenger RNA from Drosophila ananassae, 820 nucleotides. Its product is annotated as glycine-rich protein 5. The transcript is spliced from 2 exons. The coding region runs from base 74 to 748 and encodes 224 amino acids. Lineage: Eukaryota; Metazoa; Arthropoda; Insecta; Diptera; Drosophilidae. The record is from RefSeq and is a predicted model, not a curated record.
AUCACAAUCCAUUGGAUCUUCACUUGGCGUGGAAUCUUCAAAUCGAAUCAAAACCCUUAACUUUCAAACCAAAAUGAAGGUCUUUGUCUGCUUGUUGGCUUCCCUGGCUCUGGCCAAUGCUGGCGGUCUGCGCGGCGGAGCCGGUGGCGGCGCUGGAGGCUACCUGCCCGGCGGAGGACGCGGCGGUGGCGGUCGUCCUGCCAUCGGCGCCGGCCUGAUCUCCCACGUCUCCCAGUCGCGGGGCAACACCAAGGUCCACAUUGGCGGCGGAGCAGCCGGAGGAGCUGGAGGCUUUGGAGGCGCAGGCGCUGCCUAUGGGGCUGGAGCUGGAGCUGGCUACGGCGGUGGUGCUGCCUCCUACGGCGGUGGUGGCGCCUCCUAUGGAGGUGGAGCUGCCUCCUAUGGCGGCGGUGCUGGCGGCGCUUAUGGCGGUGGACGCGGAGGCGGUGCUGGCGGCUGGCAGGGAUCUGGAGCCGGUGGACGUGGAGCCGGUGCUGGUGGCUGGCAGGGGGGUGCCGGUGGAGCUGGAGCUGGCAACGCCUGGGGCAACCCCGCCGAGUUCGACUACACUGUGAACCACGCCUCUAGCGCUGGAGGAGCUGGUGGAGCCUAUGGAGGAGCUGGUGGAGCCUAUGGCGGAGCCGGUGGUGCCUUUGGAGGACGUGGAGGUUCUGGCGGUGCUCCCUACCUGGGUGGUGGAGCAGGUGCUGGUGGCUCCCGAGGUGGUGCUGGCUGGUGGAACGAUUAGAUCCCCAGACCCCGACAAAAACUCUUUGAAACCGUGAUCGAAAAAUAAAAUUUAAACCUUACAAGAAAACAA